This is a messenger RNA of Mucor mucedo, 3159 nucleotides long. RefSeq names its product peptidase M16C associated-domain-containing protein. Gene Ontology annotation, biological process: protein processing. Gene Ontology annotation, molecular function: metal ion binding. NCBI's taxonomy places the organism in Eukaryota, Fungi, Mucoromycota, Mucoromycetes, Mucorales, Mucoraceae. The transcript has 15 exons. Gene Ontology annotation, cellular component: mitochondrial matrix. Bases 52 to 3048 code for a protein of 998 amino acids. The record is from RefSeq and is a predicted model, not a curated record.
UUAACCCAAUAAUUUUUACAUUAUUCUUUGUCCAUACAAACAUAUUAAACCAUGUCUACACAACUUGGACUUUCUUCGCGUAUCUUACGCAAAGGGGUUCGCAAUUACACUGCUAAAGCUAUUUUGGCCCCCGGUCAGAAGUUGCAAGGCUAUAAAGUUCAACAGGUUCGUAAAGUACCAGAACUUGAAUUGACAGCCAUUACUUUACAGCAUGAAGCAACUGGAGCUCAGCAUUUACAUAUCGAUAGAGAGGAUGCUAACAAUGUAUUCGCCGUCGGAUUCCAUACACCUGUCAGCAAUGAUACUGGUGUCCCUCACAUUCUGGAACAUACAACUUUAUGUGGAAGUGAAAAAUAUCCAGUCAGAGAUCCUUUUUUCAAAAUGUUAAAUCGUAGUUUAGCUACGUUUAUGAAUGCAUUUACUGCAAGCGAUUACACUAUCUAUCCGUUUGCCACCACCAAUCCUGUCGAUUAUUCCAACCUUAGGGAUGUAUAUAUGGAUGCUGCAUUUCACCCAAAAUUAGAGAAGCUUGAUUUUAAGCAGGAGGGAUGGCGUUUAGAACAUGAAGUACCUACUGAUGUCAAUACACCCAUUCAAUUUAAAGGCGUUGUAUAUAAUGAAAUGAAGGGACAAACUUCUGAUGCAAACUAUUUGUAUUAUUGUCGUAUGCAACAAGCCAUGUUCCCAGGUACAACUUACGAAAAUGUUAGUGGUGGAGAUCCAAAAUUCAUUACGGAUUUGACACAUCAACAAUUACUUGACUUUCACAAGAAACAUUAUCACCCUAGCAACGCCCGCUUCUAUACAUACGGUAACUUUCCUUUGGAGGAGCACUUGGCUGCUAUUGGAGAACGUCUCAAGGGAUAUCAAAAAUCUGAAGUGCCAUUUGUCAACAAAGUUGCUAUUCCUUGGACUGGACCCAAGCAUGUGGAGACAACAUGUGCACUGGAUCCUAUGAGCCCUGCUGACAGACAAACAAAGCUUUCAUUAUCAUACCUUACAAAUGAAUCCACUGAUACCUUUGAAACAUUCUCAAUGCGUUUGUUAUCAUAUCUUUUAUUGGAUGGACAUGCCUCUCCCAUGUAUAAGGCUUUGAUCGAUACCAACCUUGGAUCUGAAUUCUCUUCUAACACAGGCUAUGACAAUAGCACUUGUACAAGCUCCAUGUCUAUUGGUUUGCAAGGUGUCAAGGAUUCUGAUGUUGAAAAGGUCCAAAGUACAAUCAAAUCAGUCAUUGAAAAGGUAAAGCAAGAAGGAUUUGAUCCUAAGAGAAUUGAGGCUGCCAUUCACCAAAUGGAACUCGGUCAAAAACACAAGACUGCUGACUUUGGUCUCACCAUCAUGCAUGGUGUCACGUCAGGCUGGUUUAAUGGUGUUGAUCCAGUUGACCUUUUAGAGAUAAACAAGAACCUUGAUCGUCUCAAGUCCGAGCUGGCCAAUGGCAACUUCUUUGAAAGUCGUAUUGAUAAAUAUCUGUUGGACAACCCUCAUACUUUAUCAUUUAUUAUGAGACCUGAUGAAAAAUACACUGCUGAUUUGAUUACAGAAGAACAGAGCAGAUUAUCUGAAAAGGUUAAGGCUUUAUCCGAGCAAGAUAAAGUUGAGAUUGCCCAAGAUGGUAAAGACUUGUUGGCAUCACAGGAUAGACAAGAAGAUUUGUCAUGUCUUCCUUCUCUUCAGUUGAGUGACAUUGCGCUUAAAGCCAAACAUACUGUUUUGGAACACACUGGUCUUUGUAACACGCCUGUUCAAUGGAGAACUACUGCCACCAAUGGUAUUACUUACUUUAGAGCUAUCAGCACCUUACCUACGCUCCCUGAUGAUCUGAAGAUGUAUUUGCCUUUAUUCUGUGAUUCUUUGUUAUCCCUGGGUACCCGUCAACAGUCCAUGGCCGAAAUCGACGAUGAAAUCCGUCUCUAUACGGGGGGUCUUCGUGCCUCCACCACUUUGAGUACAAACCAUUCCGACAUUGACCAUAUUGAAGAAGGCAUUGCUCUUGUUGGUAACUGUUUGGAUCGCAAUAUCGAUAAGAUGUAUACAAUUUUAGCCAAGUUGAUUCACGAGACCAACUUUGAUGAUGUCGAGAAAUUAAAGACCUUGAUUAAUGGUAACGCUUCAUCCAUGGUGAAUUCGAUUGCAGAUUCUGGUCAUAUUUUCGCACGCACUUUUGCAGGAUCCAGUUUAACACCUGGUAUGCAUAAUGCAGAAUUGAUGGGAGGUAUGACACAGGUAAACUUCAUGAGCCGUUUGGCUGCCCAGCAAGAUAUCUCCAAUGUGGUUGAAAAAUUGAAACAAAUUGCUUCAGCUGUUUUGACUCAAUCCUCCCUCCGAAUUGCUAUUACUUCCGGUGAAGACGCUGUUGAAAGUAACACAAAGGCAUUAGUCAAGUUUAUUGAAGGUUUGCCGACGGAGGGUAAAACUAUCUCCACUGGUUCCAACUCAUUUGCACCUGAAUACAAGAAAUCUUUCUUCCCCUUACCUUUUCAGGUAAACUUCUCGGCUCAAGUCAUUCGUGGUGUUCCUUACACUCAUGCCGAUGGUGCCAGUCUUCAAGUCUUGUCAUCCUUAAUGACUAAUCAUUAUCUUCAUCGUGAAAUCCGAGAAAAGAACGGUGCAUAUGGUGGAGGUGCUCGCUAUGCUGGAUUAAACGGUUUAUUUUCAUUCUAUUCUUAUAGAGAUCCUCGUACAUUGGAGACUUUAGACACAUAUAGCCAAUCCGUGGACUGGGUUCAAAAGCGUAGUUUCACUGAUCAAGAAAUCACAGAAUCCAAAUUAUCUAUUUUCCAAGGUGUGGACUCACCUCAAAGUGUAUCCGAAGAAGGCAUGCUUCAGUUUGUAAAUGGUGUAUCCGAUGAAAUGAGACAAUUGCGACGUGGAGCACUUUUGAAAGUGACUCAAGAUGACAUCAAAAGAGUUGCCCAACAAUAUCUUGAGCAACCCGUAAAAGAGGGUAAAUAUUCUACUGCUUUAUUAGGUGAGGCGACUGAUCGCAUUGCUGCUGAGAAUGGAUGGCAUAUCAAUCAAUGGGGAGAAGCUGUUAAAGAGUAGUUGUACAUGUAAUAAUAAAUAUAGAUAAGAUAUUUUUGUGUUAAAAGGCUGACAAAUGGCAUAUUAAAAAAACCUAAAAAAAAAAUGCGGAGACCCCGGAGACGCUGGAAG